UCUCCAUCACGUCCAACCGCCGCACCAUCCACUAACCAACAACUUCAACGCCCCCCCAAUUCCGACAAGAUGGCGAGCUCCGGCCAGCGCGUCUACCACCAGGACUACAUCGCGCGCAUACGAUACUCGAAUGCGCUACCGCCGCCGCCCAACCCGCCCAAGCUGCUCGAGAUUCCCAACACGGGCCUGGCCAGCGGACAGUACACGUCGGCGGGAUUCGCGUCGCGGCUGGCGCGCGAGCAGCCGCUGAACAUCGAGGCCGAUGCGGAGCUGGGCAUGCCGAUAGAUUUGGUGGGAUUGCCGGGCGUGUUUGAGGGCGACGAAGCAGUGCUGCUUUCGGGAUCGCGGGCGACGCAGCUACACCCCCACGACCGGGCGCUGCUGCGGCCGCUGUCGACGCUGGGCAAGCCGUCGUCGGUGACGGCGGGGGUGAGCUUCCUGCGCCGCACCGAGUACAUUACGGCGUCGGGGCUGCGCAUGGACAGCAGCGGCGCGGGCAGCGCGGCAUUGCGGGGCCCGGAGCGCGCGCGCCAGGCUGCGCGCAAGAAGCGCCUGCAGACGGACGCCGAGAAGAACGAGCCCGUCAACAUCCUGCGCAACAUUGUCAAGGGCUUCGACGUCGCGCACCCGGAGGACGCGUACAAGGGCCCCGACACGACGUCCAACUUGCGCGCCGAGGACGUCUCCCGCGAAGAGCGCAAUGCCUGGCUUAAUCCCAAACACCCCUCUCGUCCGGACCUCAAGCUGCUGGACCAGUACCCCCUCCUCCCCGACCUCGACGCCCUCCCCGACAACGGCUCCUACAUCGUCACAAAGUUCCAGACGAACCCAGCGGCCGCUCCCGCGGACUCCGAGCGGUACGACGAGCGGCUGGACGUGGGCGUGCUGCGCAUCCAGCCAGCAGACGCCGAAGCCCUGGAGCGGUACACGACAGCGCUGGCAGCCUUCCAAGAGGACCCGUCGCAGCCGGAGCCCGCGCAGCCGUACAACUACGAGUUUUUCCUGCCCGCCGUCCCCUCGUCGUCGGCCGCGCGCGGCAUCAAGCGCAAGUUCGGCGACCCCUCCGCCGCCAACGACGACACAGCAUACACGCACGAGGGCGUCGCCGCCGACGGCACCCCCAAGCGCUGCUGGCGCUACGAGCGCGUCCGCGCGUACGAAACGUACCAGCAGACGGGCGACGCGCGCGACGCGUACGGCGACACGCUCGCGCUCGCCCUGCACGAUGCCGAGCCCACAGCGGCGGCGGCGGGACAGGGCGGCCGCCUCGCCCAGAAGGCGGCUUACUACUACCCCGUUGUCACGCGCACGUUUAUUCGGCCCCGUCGCGCGAAGCCCGGCAUGUACGUCGAGGACUCGGACCGCAUUGAUGUGCUGGAGGUUGAGGCGCGGGAGGCGGAUGAGGCGGAGCGCGCGCUUAGGGACGGGAAUAAGGCUGUGCUUGAGGGGCGGGAGGUGGAUGUUGAUGUUGAGGGGGAGGGGGGGGUUGAGGCUGAGGCGGAGGCGGAAGGCGAGGGCCAUGCUGAGGAGGAGGAGGAGGAGGCGGAGGCGGAGGCGGAUGCCGAGGGCGAGGCUGAUGUCGAUGCUGAGGGCGAGGAGGCGUAGAGUGGGUGGGUUGUGGGCUGGUGGGCUGGUUGGGUGGUGCGUGGGUGGGAGAAAGGAAAGAAAGAACUCAAUUGGUUGGUUGGCAUAAGUAACCUCAGGGAUCUAGCAGGAUAAUCUCAUUGAUUCGAUU
Messenger RNA from Aplosporella prunicola CBS 121167, 1735 nucleotides. RefSeq lists its product as uncharacterized. The transcript has 2 exons. Gene Ontology annotation, biological process: transcription elongation by RNA polymerase II. Lineage: Eukaryota; Fungi; Ascomycota; Dothideomycetes; Botryosphaeriales; Aplosporellaceae. Bases 70 to 1605 code for a protein of 511 amino acids. The record is from RefSeq and is a predicted model, not a curated record. Gene Ontology annotation, cellular component: Cdc73/Paf1 complex. Gene Ontology annotation, molecular function: chromatin binding; RNA polymerase II complex binding.